Messenger RNA from Scutellospora calospora, 345 nucleotides. Lineage: Eukaryota; Fungi; Glomeromycota; Glomeromycetes; Diversisporales; Gigasporaceae. The record is from the annotation of a GenBank genome assembly.
UUUCAAACACUCAAUAUUAAUGUAGAACCACACUACAAGAUCGCGAAGAAGACGCCCGUAGGGACUGAUCAGCCAGCCAAUGUUGUAUUCCGUGACCGACCGAAUACAACAGAGAGUUAUCAUAAAUUCAUGCAGAUGAGAGUAAUACAUGAAUUUAAAGAGUCUGUUUGUCAAGUAUUCGAGGCAUCAUACAAUGAAUUGGUAAUUGCCGCUCGUCCGAUGAAAACCUUCGAGUUCCCCGAUGGGUUCAACACGUCAUUUGGCGUGCAACGAUUCGACGUUCCCGAAAUUCUAUUUAAUCCAUUAAAAUUUAUAACGCAGAUAUUAAUUACACACCUUACCUAA